This is a messenger RNA of Triticum dicoccoides, 1071 nucleotides long. Its product is annotated as E3 ubiquitin-protein ligase RNF144B-like. The record is from RefSeq and is a predicted model, not a curated record. The transcript has 2 exons. Lineage: Eukaryota; Viridiplantae; Streptophyta; Magnoliopsida; Poales; Poaceae. Gene Ontology annotation, biological process: protein ubiquitination. Gene Ontology annotation, molecular function: ubiquitin-protein transferase activity; zinc ion binding. The coding region runs from base 48 to 866 and encodes 272 amino acids.
UCCCCACUAACCCACUUCCUUUCACCCACGCAGUCCACCACACAACCAUGGCGAGCGCGGCGCCGGAGCUCGACCUUCAGGAUCUCCGCCUGCAGGAGCUCAUCCGAGGCUCCAUGCCGGACCGGCCGCCGUCCUCAUCGUCGUCCCGCGUGCCGCCGCUCAGCGACGACGAGAUCGGCCAGUUCUACUGCGCGGUCUGCAUGGAGCCCAAGCUGGUGUUCGACCGGUUCCGCGCCACGCCCGCGUGCGCGCACGACUUCUGCGUCGCCUGCGUCGUGUCCCACAUCGAGGCCCGCGUCGCGGACGGCGCCGUGCCCGUGCCCUGCCCGGCGGCCGGGUCCGGCUGCCCCGGCGCCAUGCACCCGGAGGCGUGCAAGAAGCUGCUCGACAUGGACGUGUUCGACGCCUGGUGCAUCGCGCUAUGCGAGCGGGCCGUCGGGCCGGGCCGCGCGCGCUGCCCCUACCGGGACUGCGGCGAGCUCGUGGUGCUCGACGCCGGCUGCGGCGCCGCCGUCGGCGCGGUGCCUGAGGAGGCGACCUGCCCCGGCUGCUCGCGCGCCUUCUGCCUGCUGUGCGAGGAGCCCUGGGACGAGCGCCACGACGGCGGCCAAGGGUGCGCGCUCGACCGGCUCGCCGUGGGGCACAACUGGAUGCGCUGCCCGAGCUGCCGCGCCAUGAUCGACAGGAUCGACGGGUGCAAGAGCAUGCUGUGCAGGUGUGGCUCCGUCUUCUGCUACGGCUGCGGCUCGUCUCGGGCAGAGGGGAUGUGCAGAUGCUUUGCUUCGCGACGGGAGGAUUUCAUACCACUCGACGCCGGGGCAAGCGCUUGCCUUUCCUCGACUCUCGGCAAGGAUGCAGUCAUGUGAAUACUUUUCAGUCGGUGGUUGUUGAUUAUUAUUUUUUCUUUUGCGGGCUGAUGAUUGUUGAAUUGAUCGAGUUAGUUAGCUACCUUAACAGUGACAAAAAAUAUCUUGUAGCAUUAAGUUACAGAGUGAGUAUUUACUAGCAUAGCAAGAAAUUUGUGUGUUACAACAAGGGUAUACAUAUUCUAGCAAAUGAACAUUAAUAUUG